AUGAAGGACAUAGUCAAAGACGACCUGAAUUUUGCUCCUGAGUGCUCACCAGAGGGACACCACGUCCUCCGCAAUCCCUACCGCAGCACCCGGUUUGACUCGCUGCAACUGCAGCGAACGGCAGCUCAGGACCUGGUUUGUGACCACUCCUUGCCACCAGCAUGGUACCGUUUCAUGAUCGACAACAGACCUGCAGAGAUGCCAACGAGAUGUGUCGAAAUGAAUAAAUGUGGGACACAAGCUCCGGUGUGGCUGUCGCUGAAGUCCGAAUCCCUGCCGGUUCCUGGCGAGAGUAAGCGGCUCACAGCCUGUGCUACCUGGCAGGUCUUCUUCGGGGGCACCAAGGACUGCUGCUUGUUUCGGAUACCCGUGGCCGUCACGAACUGCGGCAAAUUCUUUGUGUAUCUCCUGCAGCCUACUCAAGGAUGCAUGGGCUACUGUGCGGAAGACAAACUCCCAAGCCUGGCUUUGCAACCGGUGAUAACUCCUGAGCUCAUACAAGGUCGUGUCCACCUCAAGUGCGCUUACAGCCGCCCCUCCGCAAAGCCGCCGCUGCGAUACGUGGUGGUCUUUUGCACCGUCACUGCUUUUCCGAGGGACACUCCUGAGCAGCAGUCGUUGCCUGAAGAGAGCAAAGGUUUCUACGCUGGGAUUAAGUUUUUACCAGAAUCAUUACAAAUUGCAGAGGACGGCAAAGAGCAUGUUUUGACCAUUCUGAGCACUGUACCCAUUGCCUGUCCUGAGCAUGAUGAUUCCUGUAAAAUUACUUUACAGCUAAGUACUGAGGAUUUGGAUAGCCGGUUACCGGGCCCCCCAAACGUCGCCCUUUCGGCAUGCUGGGUGGAUCUGCUGAGGGCACCCUGCUCCGAAAGCAGCUGUGCAGCAGCCACGCUGACGGUGACAGCCGUGACAGACUUUGCUCAGGAUGGGAACCGCGUCAGCCGCAUCAGAGCUGAGCCAGUCGGCCAGAGGGAUUUGCUUUGGAGGGCUUACACACCCAAGGAUGUGAAGGUCACAGUUCGAGACCUCCCAACAGGGAACUGCUACUCUUUCACUGAUCCACACAUUAUCACAUUUGAUGGAUGGCGGUACGAUAACUAUAAAAUCGGUACCUUCCUUUUGUGCCGGAGCACGUCACGGGUGUUUGAAGUCCAUGUCCGGCAGUGGGAUUGUGGAGGCCACCGCUCUGCCACCGCCUGCAAUUGCGGCGUGGCUGCACGAGAAGGCGGUGACACCGUGGUGCUGGACACCUGCAAUGGCCAUUUUCGGGAGAGCAGACCCCAGCUGGCCGUCAAAAGCACCGAAGCAUCGCCACAGGUCAAAAUCCUCAAGUCCUACGGAGGGAGAAAAAUAACAAUCCUGUUCCCUUCGGGAGCAUUUGUGAGAGCUGACGUGAGUGAGUGGGGAAUGGGUUUGACGGUGAGGAUGCCGGGCAGCGACUUCAACAGCACCAGAGGUUUGUGUGGCCUCUUUGAUGGGAUGGCUCACAAUGACCUGAGCAAUGUGCCUGAGGAAGACUUCAUAGAGGAGUGGAGAAUACCUCCAGGGAAGAGUUUGUUUGACAAGACUCCAGUACCUUCUGAGGGGAAGCAAAGGAAAAAUUAUUGCAGAUGUCAGAAGGAGAGCGCUAAGCCCGUGGUAAACACACUGAAAGCCUUUCAGACUCCUUUCCCUCGGUCCUCUGGUUGCCAUUAUGAUCAUGUGGAUUACACCUCUGCAAUCCCGUAUCUUGAUGUCACAUCAGAGUUUGUCACUCACUCAGAAACAGAGUCGACUUUAAGAAAAGAUGAGAAACUGUCGACCAAGACUUUUGAUCAGAGAUAUCUGCCUAAAUCAGUCCAAAAACGAGGUAGCCUUGAGGACCGAUUAAAACCCCUCGUGCACAAUGUUUCCGUGAAAAACAGCAGUUCCAUUAACUCCACCAAGCCAACAGAAGACCUAAGGAGAGCAAAAAGGCAGGAAGAUUAUUAUGAGUACUCAUCCUUUCACCCGUUGCAUGGCCCAAGCCAGAGAGACCCAGAGAGCUUUGCAUAUUUUUUCCCCGAGGAUUACUUUGAAGGGAUUCGGACAAAACUUCCACUGGUGUGGCCCACUCCCAAAGGCCUAACUGCUGCCAAAGCUCGGGAAAUUUGCCACCGAAUUCUUGCAAAUUCCACCAUUGGCUUAGUGUGUAAAGGUCUCCUUGAAAAACAGCUAGAUGAGGUGGUUGAUAUAUGCCUUUUAGAUCUGCAGCUCAAGGACGAUGUGGCCUCGGUGAGGGCGUUGAUAGCCCUUUUGGAGAACGAAUGUGAAAGACGAGUGCUAGAAAACAGAAAUAAGUUGUUUCAUGUGGGAAACCAGCCAUCUGCUACCCAGGAGGAAAUCCUCACCGUUCUCCGAUGUCCUGCUUUCUGUAACGGCAAUGGACAGUGUACUGAACUGGGCUGCCAGUGCUUUGAAGACCACAGCUCCUAUGAUUGUAGCAUUGCCAAAAAGCAAGCUUUGGAAAUCACAGGUUUAGAGAACGGGGGUCUCUGUGAUGUCCGAGCCUCCGACUGCACCAGGAUCCGGGUGUUUGGCUACGGCUUCAAAGACUCAUCCAACCUGCACUGCGAGGUCACCAGGUUAAUUCAUCUCAACGGCGAAUGGAUAUCGAGAGAACAAGAAACCACAAAAGCAGAUUUUCUCAGCUCUGAGGCUGUUGACUGCCAGAUUCCUCUCCUGAACAUUACAGAGACGGGGGCUGUGCACUUUGUGGCCAGUGAGGAGCCGUUCGCAAGAUGGCAAGUGAAAAUCACUAACGAUGGCUUCGAGUACAGUAAUUCCAGAGUGCUGACCCUGUACGACGCAGUGUGCCAGGCCUGCCAAUUCCAUCCAACCGGACUUUGUAAAUUAAAGGAAAAUACUUGUAAUAUAGAUGGACUUUGCUAUGGAGAAAGAGAGUCAAGCCCUACCAGUCCUUGUCUGCUCUGUGAACCUGACAUUUCUAAGUUCACCUGGUCUAUUAAUGAAAACAACCUGCCUCCUGUGUUCCAGGCCCCCUCCAGCCAGCUGCUGACAUUUAUUGGUGAGAAUUUUGUUUACCAGUUAGUAGCAGUGGAUCCGGAAGGGUCAGCUGUGCUAUUCAUCUUAGAGGCUGGGCCACGGGAUGCCAGGCUGUCUCCCGCUGGCCUUCUUAUCUGGAAAGUUGAUUCGGAAGAAAUGCAGACCUUUGAAUUCACUGUGUUGGAUGAAUGCAAUGCACAGAACAGAUACUCUAUUGAGGUUGGAGUGAAGCCCUGCAGCUGCCUGAAUGGUGGAACAUGUGUUACCAACAUUAAAUUCCCUCCGGGCCUGGGUGAAUACCUGUGCUUGUGUCCAAAUGGAUUUGAUGGAGAAUUCUGCCAGGAAGAUGUUAACGAUUGCAAAUCAAACCCCUGCGGCAGCGGAACAUGCGUGGAUGGUGUGGAUAGCUACUUUUGUAAAUGUCCCCCUGGUCUGGGAGCUGUGCUUGCUGCUGACAUUACAAAAGCUUUAAGCACUGGAAAAGGCGAUGGCAAAGGUGAUUCAAACAAGACUGAGGUUAAGCAGCUCCUGGAACCCUUAGAGGCAAAAGAUUCUCCUGCCAUGCAGCACCACUGUCCCACGUUACCACCUGUGCCAACAGGCCAUGCUUUCCUGGAGUGCUGUGUUUUGAUCGGAAACCCCCUUACAUCGGAUACGUCUGCGGUCGAUGUCCAGCAGGGUUUUUUGGAAACGGCCGAACCUGUACCAAAGUCCCCAGACCAGCGCAGUGUGAUCCACCAUGUGCGAACGGAGGAACUUGUCUGUCUCAAAAUACUUGCUCUUGUGCUUAUGGAUUUGUUGGUCCUCGAUGUGAAACAAUGGUGUGUAACAGACACUGUCACAACGGUGGGGUCUGCGUGUCACCGGAUGAGUGCAAAUGCAGAAAUGGAUGGAGCAGCCCUUCUUGCGAAACAG
Pterocles gutturalis (yellow-throated sandgrouse) is the source of this 3939-nucleotide messenger RNA. RefSeq names its product von Willebrand factor D and EGF domain-containing protein-like. The annotation marks the transcript as partial. Gene Ontology annotation, cellular component: extracellular region; cell surface. Lineage: Eukaryota; Metazoa; Chordata; Aves; Pterocliformes; Pteroclidae. Gene Ontology annotation, biological process: anatomical structure development. The record is from RefSeq and is a predicted model, not a curated record. The transcript has 21 exons. Gene Ontology annotation, molecular function: signaling receptor binding; calcium ion binding.